AUGAGUGAAAGCACAGACAACAAGAAACAGCUUGAAAAGCAAUUACGUAGUGCUUGUGAGUACGAUGAAAUUGAGAAAGUUCGGAAAUUAUUACACGAUGGAGUGGAUCCAAAUUCGUGUGAUGAACGAACUCCAUUAAUUAAAGCUGCACAAUGGGGAAAUUUAUCAAUUGUAAAAUUACUAGUUGAUGAGUUUGGAGCAAAUGUAAAUCAUCAAUCAUUGAUUGGUGUAAGUACUAUUUUGCAUGAUUUUGCAGAAUUGUUAAAAAUGCAAUUAGGAGGAGCUGACAAGACGAUUACGAACAAGGAUGGUCAAACAGCAGAAGAAAUUGCGAGAAAUAGAGGAAUCAAAGACGAAAUCUUGAAUUAUUUGCGUGAUUAUGGCCAAUAA
This is a messenger RNA of Naegleria fowleri, 390 nucleotides long. RefSeq lists its product as uncharacterized. Lineage: Eukaryota; Heterolobosea; Eutetramitea; Acrasida; Naegleriidae. Bases 1 to 390 code for a protein of 129 amino acids. Gene Ontology annotation, molecular function: protein binding. The record is from RefSeq and is a predicted model, not a curated record. The transcript has 5 exons.